Molecule: messenger RNA, 973 nt
Organism: Vitis riparia (riverbank grape)
Lineage: Eukaryota; Viridiplantae; Streptophyta; Magnoliopsida; Vitales; Vitaceae
Exons: 2
Coding region: 62-799 (245 amino acids)
Source: RefSeq, a predicted model, not a curated record
CACCCUUUGAUCUCUUCUACUGUAAUCUCUUAGCAGUUGGCACACUCAGGGGAAGAACACAAUGGCUUUUGAAAAGGCGCACCUUGAUUUGCUGUUGGUCCCCAGUGCGCUGCUAAUCAUGUUUGCUUACCAUCUCUUCCUCCUUUACAGAUACCUUACUGCUCCUCAUACCACCGUCAUUGGCUUUGAGAACAAUGACAAGAGAGCAUGGGUUGAGAGAAUUAUGCAGGUUGAUAAGAGGGACGUGGGUAUCGCGUUGAAUGUGAUCGCCUCCAACACAUCUGCAGCGACUUUCUUAGCUUCAGUCUCCUUGACUCUCAGCUCUAUAAUUGGAGCCUGGAUCGGGAGCUCAUCAAACAACGUCUUCCAGAGCGAACUGAUAUAUGGGGACACAAGGCCUUCCACCAUUUCCAUCAAGUACAUAAGCCUCCUCACAUGCUUCAUCCUUGCUUUUUCUUGCUUUGUUCAAUCAGCUAGGUGCUUUGUCCACGCAAACUACCUAAUAAGCACACCAGAUAGCGACAUACCUGUGAAAAAUGUGGAGAUGGUUGUUAUUAGGGCAGGCGAAUUUUGGUCGCUUGGCCUUAGAGCAAUUUAUUUCGCUAUCGAUUUGCUGCUGUGGUUUUUUGGCCCAAUCCCAAUGUUUGUCUGCUCUGUGGUCUUGGUGAUUCUCCUAUAUUACCUGGAUUGCAAUUCCAAUCCACUCCAUCGACAUCGGUCUCUGGCAAGCCGGUCAGUCAAGAGGGUAGGUGAGCAAGUGACCGCUGCAGCCAUGACCAUUGAAGACCAUGUUGCGUAAGGCCACAAAGGUUUCAGAAGGCCCAAAAUGAUUUUUUCAACCAAAUUGUUACUGUUGGUACAAAUAUGUAUAUGAGAGGAAUUUUUCCUUUGUAUGAAUGUCUCCUUUUGAUGGUUCAGACUUGUUGGUUAAUAUUUAGAAUCAGUGCCUAAAAAAUCUGGAUUGGGAUAAGAA